AAACGUAAAACAAAAAACAUCGAAUAGUGUUCAUCGCCGACACUCGAGUAGACGUUUUCAAAUACGGUCUACAGUCGCAAGACCGCGGGCAGAUUCGUGCAAUUCGACUGGGAAGAAAAAUGUCCAAAAGUAUUUUGAUCGUCCUGGCGGCGGUGAUGGCAGUCACCGUCCACGAAUCUUCAGCGGUGAUGAGCGAAGCGACGUUUAUUAUCGAGUCGGUGAACGGAGAUCCAGACAGCACGUGGAGGGCCAGCGACACAAACGUUAUUCCAGGAGACGGAGAUAAUUUCGAACAGUUGAUGGGUGUAUUACCCAGGGAUGGAAAUGCGUUCAGAUUCGCUCCGAUCAAAACAAGUGCCGAGAGAGACUCCAACGAAGCCCUCCCCGAGAAUUUCGAUGCCAGAAAGCGAUGGCCCGAGUGCUCGUCCUUGUUGAGUUCGAUCAAAGACCAAUCUAACUGUGGAUCGUGUUGGGCCGUGUCUGCGGCUUCUGUGUUCAGCGACCGCCUUUGCAUAGCCACUGAGGGCAAGGUGGCCAGAAACUUAUCAGCCGAACAGUUGAACACUUGUUGUUAUCGAUGCGGUCACGGAUGUGAUGGCGGGUCGCCAGAAUCAGCGUGGUAUUUCUUCAGGCGGCACGGCAUCGUCACGGGCGGGGAUUACGAUUCCAAAGAAGGUUGUCAACCAUACAGUAUUUAUCCGUGUGGAAAAGGAAGGAAUACUUGCAUAGACGUCGAUCCUGAUACACCCGAUUGUUCGAUAAAAACGUGCACAAACUCGAAUUACACGAAAAACUACAGAGCUGAUUUGCAUUAUGUUGAUACCGUGUAUUCGUUAAAAUCCGAAGAAGACAUCAUGACCGAUAUAUACAAAUACGGUCCCGUUCAAGCAGCUUUUUAUGUGUACACAGAUUUUAUGUACUACAAAACCGGAGUGUACAGUUACACGAGAGGUCAGAUAGAAGGCGGUCACGCCAUCAAGAUUUUGGGCUGGGGCGUAGACAACGGCACUAAGUAUUGGCUGUGUGCCAAUUCGUGGAGCCGGUCGUGGGGCGAGAACGGACUGUUCAGGAUACUCAGGGGAAACAACGAGUGUCACAUCGAAGACCGUGUAAUAGCCGGAAUGCCAGAAGUGCCCAAACGAUAUGAUUAACUGACGAAGUGAAAAAUGCGCGUACAAAGAUCGUCACCGUAAUACUGCAGUAUUGUAACAAUGUUGUAGUAAUAUUAUGACGACACGUAGAUCAUAUUAGCGUUUUCUAUUGACCCCGGUCAUUCAUUUAUACUUGUAUUUAUAAUUAUUAUUUACAUAAAUAUUUUAUUUAUAUUUCAUUAGAACCGAUUUUUUUUUUUUUUUUUUUUUUUUUUUAUUGUAAUCGGCUACGUGUUCAAACGUACGACACCGAGUAAAAAAAUAAAUUAUUUGAAUAUUAUAUUAUUUGAUGAUCCUAAAUUGCGGUGUACAAAUACACGAUUAUACAUAAUAUAAACGUAUGUUUUUUU
Molecule: messenger RNA, 1501 nt
Organism: Melanaphis sacchari
Lineage: Eukaryota; Metazoa; Arthropoda; Insecta; Hemiptera; Aphididae
Product: cathepsin B-like cysteine proteinase 4
Exons: 6
Coding region: 120-1151 (343 amino acids)
Cellular component (GO): lysosome
Molecular function (GO): cysteine-type endopeptidase activity
Source: RefSeq, a predicted model, not a curated record